Molecule: messenger RNA, 3767 nt
Organism: Salvelinus sp. IW2-2015
Lineage: Eukaryota; Metazoa; Chordata; Actinopteri; Salmoniformes; Salmonidae
Source: RefSeq, a predicted model, not a curated record
UUUCUCACGCCACAUCCGGUUGUGCAGCAGCCAUUUUGUCUGUUCAUGCAAGUCCACCCCUCACGGUCAAGAACUGCGUUCCCCCUUCGAAAAUAACCUGAAAUAUUGUAUUUUUUUGUAUAUUAUGUGGCACUUAUACGGAUUUAAAAAUUACAAGUUCGAAGAUGCUUUUCUCUUCGAAAUAAAUAGCGUAAUUUUAGUUGUGUGCGCGAAUAAUUAAGGUUAUGUCGUGCGAGGAAAGCUACUUAGCCAUCAGACGCUAUCUGACUGAUGAGCGGGAGCCGUACGCACCAGGGACCCAUGGCAAUACGAAAAGAAAGAUUCGUAAAGCAGCCGCUUGCUAUGUCGUGCGGAAUGGCACACUGUACUACCAGAGAAGACAGAAAGGKCUGGAUGAAUUCACCGAGUUGGAAGUGGUGUUGCAGGCUGGUCGGAGGAAGGAACUUAUCGACGAGUCACACAUUGUCGCCGGAGAAGAGCACCUCAACCAGCAUCACACUUGGGAAUCCAUUUCUCAGAAGUAUUGGUGGAGAGGUAUCCUGAAGCAGGUGAAGGACUACAUGAGGCAGUGUAGCCAGUGCCAGAACAGACAGGACCGGAGAGGGCUAUCGGAGGACCGUAGCGGAUCCAGACUGGUGGGCCGACCGGGGAGACGAGGAGGGUCACAACCCCAGCCAGUGACGAGGAGGAUGAGGAGGAGGACGACGAGAUGGACUUGGAGGACAGUAGUCUGGCUCCCUGUGUUAUCUAUCCAGGAGAACAGUAGUCAUGACUCCCUGUGUUAUCUAUCCAGGAGGACAGUAGUCAUGGCUCCCUGUAUUGUGUUGCAGGUGACAGUAAGGGGCGGUGUGAAGCAGUACCUUCCCAGACACGGUCAGACGAUGCUGGACAAGCUGAACCAGCAGCGCCUCGACAACCAGUUCUGUGACAUCACGCUGCUGAUCGAGGGGGAGGAGCACAGGGCUCACAAGGCCGUCCUGGCCGCCUGCAGCGACUACUUUAAUGAGCUGUUUAUAGAGAAGGGAGCCGUGUCCAGUCAUGAAGCGGUGGUCGACCUCUCAGGUUUCAGCAAGGUCAGUUUCCUCCCCCUGCUAGAGUUUGCGUACACCUCCAACCUCUGCUUCAACUUCUGUGUGAUGGCCGACGUUGCCACGCUGGCCCGACACCUUCUGAUGGCCGAGGUCCUUCAGAUCUGUGAGUCCGUCCACAAGAAGGUAGAGGAGCAGAAGCUGAUGGUCUACCAGCAAGGAGACAUCCACACGGUGGUGUCCAGCCAGCCUGCACCCCAACAGGCCCCGAAUGAAGAACCCGGGAGCUACAUUAUGACCAUCGGGAGCGACGGCCAUGCCGUGGUGACUCAUACCGGGCUAGCUGGAGCAGGGGAUGACCUGGACUCAUUGGCCCACACAGCAGAGGCCUUCAGAGGGGAUCUGACGUCUGUAGUCACCCAGGCUCUGGGAGGUGAACCAGAGGAGACUAUGACCGUGGUUGGGGAGGCUGGGUCAGAGACGGUGACUCUAGUCACCCACAGCGGCCAGGCCCGGGUAGGCGAGUCCGUCACCCUCUUCUCCCCUACUGGAGAGGCAGAGACCAUGACGGUGGUCACCCACAGCGGCCAGGCCCGGGUAGGCGAGUCCGUCACCCUCUUCUCCCCUACUGGAGAGGCAGAGACCAUGACAGUGGUGACCCACAGCGGCCAGGCCGGAGCCAGUGAGUCCCUGGCCGUGGUGUCAGCCUGUCUGGCCCUGGAGCAGCAGCAGCAUGAUGAAGGGGAUGAGGGGGAUGGGGACUCCCUCUCCAUGGAACCAGGGGCCUUCCUCAUCAGCGUGGACCCAGGGAAGGUGGCCCCUACUGAGGUGGUCCGUCUGGCUGUAGCGCCACCUGUAGUCCAGGAGGACCCAACGCCCCAGGAGGAGGAGACGUCAGAGCACCAGACGGGGGAUCCAGCACCCCAGGCCGAGCCACAGCCUCCCGCUGCUCCCCAACCCCCUAAGAGGAAGAGAGGACGUCCUGCCAAGGUGAAGCAGGAGGUGAUCGAGGAGCCAGAGUCUCCUGUCGAGGAGGAGGUGGUGCCAGAGCCGGUCUCUACUCCUACAGAGGAGGGUCAGAGGACCCAUGACCCCUAUAAGAGACGACUACGACAGCGCUCCAUGGGGGAGGGGGGGUAUGUCAGGCUACACAUGGGGCUGGAGGAGGACAGAGAGGACAAGAAGGGAGCCCAGACCCCACAACGUCCCAGCACCCCCAAGAAGAGGGGUAGACCCGCCAAGAGGCUCGUUGAAGAGAUGGAAGCUGCGGUGGCUGGGAUGGAGAAUGUUGUCCAGACAGAGACUGAGGGCGUCCUAUCACCAGACGGCAUUGUAGACGGAGCACCUAUCACAGAGCAGCCUGUGGGGGAGGGGCCAGAGCCGGGUCUAGGACCCGACCAGCCAGACGGAGGGAGUGAGGUGGAGGGAGAACACACCUGUUCAGAGUGUGGCCUGUCGUUUCACCGGCGCUACGCUCUCAUCAUGCACACACUCAAACACGAGAAGACCAGAGGAUACAAGUGUAGUUUAUGUAACAAGGAGUUCCAGUACGCUGCCUCUCUGAGGGCCCAUCUGACCAGACACAAGCACCAGAAGAGUCAGAGGCCCACCCUGGUCAGGGUCCCCCAGCCCCACGGCGAAGAGGGCCUCGAGGGGGACGUCAGGGCCAAGGGACGCACCAAGAGAGAGUUUGUCUGUGACAUCUGUGGAAAGACUCUUCCUAAGCUGUAUUCUCUGAGGAUCCACAUGCUGAACCACACGGGGGUGCGGCCCCACUCCUGCAAGGUCUGUGGGAAGACGUUUGCUCAUAAACACAGCCUGAAGAUGCACAGAGCUCUACAUGACGCUGCUAAACAGUUCCACUGUCUGCUCUGUGACAAGUUCCUUCGUUAGUAGAGAAGUCUGGAGGAACACACCAUAUUCACCACAAGGUACAGAUAUCUCUGUACCCAGUGUGGGAGGUCGUUCCACCGAGCGUCCGGUCUGAGUAAACACUUAAAGAGACACCAGCCCAGACCUGACGUACGAGGGUUCCCCUGUAGUCACUGUAGGUGUAAUGUCUGUGGUAAGGAGUUCUUUGAGAAGGCUCUGUUCAGGAGACACGUGAAGAAGGCCACGCACGGCAAGAAGGGCAGAGUAAAGCAGAACCUAGAGAGAGAGUGUGAACACUGUGGCAGGAAGUUCACCCAGCUCAGAGAGUACAGACGACACAUGAACAACCACCAGGGAGUCAAACCCUUCGAGUGCCUGACGUGCGGCGUAGCCUGGGCCGACGCCCGCUCUCUGAAGAGACACGUUCGUACCCACACCGGCGAGCGACCCUACGUGUGCCCCGAGUGCCAGGAGGCCCACAUCGAUGCCCGCUCCCUACAACACAUGACCAAGUACCACGGCGACCUCCUGCCGGGGAAGAUCAUGCUGGAGAAAGACACGCUACAGUUUCACAACCAGGGUACUCAGGUCGAACACGCCGCCAUCCUGGGUCCGAUCUCCCCCCCGAGCUCCGGCCCGUCCAGCCCCGCCGGCCGAGGAGAUCGAGGACGGUUGCUGAUCACGGAGGAGACUGUGGAGGCGGUAGAAGCGGUUCAGGCCGUUCAGGGGACGGGUCGCGACCUUGUCGACCGAGCAUAUCAGGUGGUGAACUAUGUGCUUUCUAGCAGAGUGUACUGCCUGGGGGGUGAAGAUGAGGAGCAGAGGUAUACGACCAUGGAGGUGGUACACAUGGCAGAGGUGGAGUGA